Anguilla anguilla (European eel) is the source of this 5120-nucleotide messenger RNA. Its product is annotated as protein 4.1-like. Gene Ontology annotation, cellular component: cytoskeleton; plasma membrane. Gene Ontology annotation, biological process: cortical actin cytoskeleton organization. Gene Ontology annotation, molecular function: structural molecule activity; actin binding. The transcript is spliced from 26 exons. Lineage: Eukaryota; Metazoa; Chordata; Actinopteri; Anguilliformes; Anguillidae. The coding region runs from base 160 to 4017 and encodes 1285 amino acids. The record is from RefSeq and is a predicted model, not a curated record.
UCUUUGGGUAUCCCAGAAUGCUGCAGUGUCCCGUGCUCAGUACAGCUUGGCUCGCGCUGAGGCACAGGCAGCUGCUCACGGAGACUCUAGCGCACAUCGUCCGGGAAGCCGCGGCUUGCAAACCCGAAGAGAGGAAACGACUUACCCGUCUGACUCGCCAUGACGACCGAAUCAGGGUCCGAGUCGGAGCCCAAGCAGGAGCAGCAGCAGCAGCAGGAGGCUAACGCCGCGCCGCCAGACCAGGCCCCACCGCCGGAACAGGCCCUGCCCCCCCCCACGGCCCCGCCCCCACAGGUCACGCAGCAGUUUGACGGGGAGCAGUUUCCCGCCGCCGUCGGUCACAGCACACCGGCCAGGAAGGACCAGAACGGAGAAAGAGAGGCAGAAGGCCUCCCUCUGAGCAAGCCGGAAUACCAGCAGUUUGGGGACGACAAGGUGUCCCAUAGGUCAUCGACCAGCAGGCAGUCCAAGUCUCCUCUGAAGACCGCCAAGAAGGUCAAGAACAUGCAGUGCAAGGUGACUCUUCUGGAUGGGUCAGACUACACCUGCGUGGUGGAGAAGCGGGCCAAGGGCCAGGUGCUCUUCGACACCGUGUGCGAGCAGCUCAACCUGCUGGAGAGGGACUACUUCGGCAUCACAUUCCGAGACAUGGACAACCAAAAGAAUUGGUUGGACCCUGCUAAAGAGAUGAAGAAGCAGAUAAGAAGUGGAUCGUGGAAUUUUGCGUUCAAUGUGAAGUUUUACCCUCCGGACCCCGCCCAGCUGUCAGAAGACAUUACGAGGUACUACCUGUGCUUGCAGCUGAGGGACGAUGUGGUUUCGGGCCGCUUGCCUUGCUCUUUCGCCACGCACACCGUCCUGGGGUCCUACACCGUCCAGUCUGAGCUCGGAGACCACGACCCGGAGGAGCUCGGCACCGACUACGUCAGCGAAUUCCGCUUCGCCCCCAACCAGACCAAGGAGCUGGAGGAGAAAGUCAUGGACCUGCAUAGAAACUACAAAGGCAUGACGCCGGCUGAGGCCGAGAUGCACUUCUUGGAGAACGCCAAGAAGCUGUCCAUGUACGGAGUGGACCUCCACCACGCCAAGGACUCGGAGGGCGUGGAGAUCAUGCUGGGGGUGUGCGCCAGCGGGCUCCUCAUCUACCGCGACAGACUACGCAUCAACCGCUUCGCCUGGCCCAAGGUCCUCAAGAUCUCCUACAAGCGGAACAACUUCUACAUCAAAAUCCGCCCGGGCGAGUUCGAGCAGUUUGAGAGCACCAUCGGAUUCAAGCUCCCCAACCACCGCGCCGCCAAGAGGCUGUGGAAGGUCUGCGUGGAACACCACACCUUCUUCAGGUUGGUGUCUCCAGAAGCCCCUCCCAAGAAGUUCCUCACGCUGGGGUCCAAGUUCCGCUACAGCGGGCGCACCCAGACCCAGACGCGCCGGGCCAGCUCCCAGAUCGUCCGGCCCGCGCCGUACUUCGAGCGCUCCUCCAGCAAGCGCUACACCAUGUCCCGCAGCCUGGACGGAGCCCCUGUGACUGAAAACCACGAAAUACUCAUGAAGGAUUCCGUGUCCGCUUCAGAGAUGGGCACCGCCCAGUAUGCACCGGCUAAGGCCAUCGCCACGGGCGACCUCAUCACCUCGGUAACGCCAGAGAAGAAGGCCGAAGAGGAGAAGGCCGAGAAGGAGGAGGAGGAAAAGGCGACUGCCCCGGAACCUUCCGAGCCUGCCCCGCCCACUCCUGUCCGACAAGAGCCCAAGCCGCCGUCGCCGUCUUUAUUUGCCUCCGACCCCCUGCGCUCCGAGCUGUCGCUCCCGUCCUCCCCGGUCUCGUCCACAAGGGUGCGGAGGAGGCGCAGGGAGAACGCGCGGAGACGCGCCGUGUCCGUCAGCCCCGCCAAGAGCGGCACGGGCCGCCGGCGGCGCCAGGCGCGGGCCGACCGGCGGGCCGCCCUGCUGGAGGAGCAGGCGCUGCUGCUCUCGGCCCGCAGGCAGAGGCUGGGCCAGAAGAAGGGCGGCACGCUCUUCUCCUUCUCCCUGCACCUCCCCGACCUCUCCGCCCUUCUGGACGACGACGGCUACCUGACCUUCCCCGACCUGUCCGAGCUGCGCUUCCUCCCCGAGAGCGUCCAGCACUUCCUGCCCAUCAAGUCGCCCUCCCUCAUCCCCUGCUUCCUCUUCAUCUUCUUCUUCCUGCUGUCCACCUCCUUCUCUGUCCCGUACGCCCUCACCCUCUCCUUCCCCCUGGCGCUGUGUCUCUGCUACCUGGAGCCCAAGGCUGCCUACUUGAGCGCCUCUCUUGCCAAUGGCCUGAAUGACAGUUCAGAGGAAGAGACCGACAGCGAGCAAACGGACUUUGCCUGUGACGGUGAAACCACGGCCACAGAGUCGGACCAGGAGGAUGAGUCAGAGAUGAGGACGCAGAAUAGUUUCAUAAGACGAAUAAAAGGGGAAAAUGUAUUUGUCAAACAUAGCAAUCUGAUGUUAGAGGGAACGGCAACUCCCGAGCUGCUGGUGAAGCACCAGACCAAUAUAAGCGAGCUGAAGCGGUCAUUUUUGGAGACGGGCGGGGACGCGAGCGGGCUGACGGAGUGGGAGAAGCGCCUCUCCACCUCCCCCGUGCGCUCCACAAGGCUGGAUGACUCCCCCAUGAUCGAACCCCUCAUGCCAGAGGAAACCAGAGAGGGAGCAGAACCACUGCCUGAUGAAGUCCUGGAGGUGACCACAACCACCACUAAGGAUUCUGAUGGGUGGGUUAUUGUAAACAAAGUCCCCACUAAGGUGGCAGAAAAGACAAACGUAGUCAGCUAUAGAGUGGUGUCCAUGACGAGCGGUGUGUCUGAGGGAGUGGGCGGAGCCACCCAGCGCGUUCUCGAUGAGUUGAAAUCCAAAGAGGAGGAGCUGCGGCAGAAAAGCUACACCUUGGGGCUGAGCCGUGACCCUCCUUUCGGGAAGAUCGCCACCGCAACGUCUCCCGCCAAAGACGCCGCUCAGCCCGUCCAGCCGCCGCCUCCCCCCGAGGAGCGGCAGGGGCCGGCGGACCAGGCCGUGGUGACGACCAAGGUCAUCUCCGCGCGGUUCAAGAUCCUCGAGUCCUCGUCCCCAGGCAAGGAAGGCGCUUCGGUCACCGUGAAGGAGGCGCAGCCUCCCCCUGCUCCUGUCCCCGACGCCCCGAAAGGCUUUGUGAGGACCGUGGUGACCGUCAGCUCCAACGAGGAGGCCGCACAGGCGGAGCUGGCCGGAUUCGGCCUCCUGCAGAAGCCUGCCGCUCAGGAAGACCAGGCCACCAGCCCGGCCAAAGCCGAAGAGGGCCUCAAGCUGGGCGUGGCCACCGCUCACUAUGUGUCCAAAACGUCUCCCACGUCCAGAGCGGUGCCUAAGCCUUCCUUCGAGGAGAUGUCUCCCCAGCUUACUGCUCUGUUGGAGGCGGCCAGAGUGCAGUCCUCCAGAUUGGGAACCAUGGCCACCUCCACGGCUCAUAGUCACAUUAUUUAUGAGACCUCUGAGAGGACGGAGGACGCUGUCCAGCUGGAGUCAUCAUCGCAGCAGGAGAAGGAUCAGCCUGUGGGCGUGGCUCAGGUGCUGAAGGAGGCGGGGCCUGUGUCUUCGCUGGUGAAGACCGAGACGGUGAGCUUCAGCAGCGGACAGCAGGAGGAGGAGGAGGAGUUCACCACCAAGGACGUGCCGGUGAUCCACACGGAAACCAAAACCAUCACAUACGAGUCCUCACAGGGGGACGGCAGUAAUGACGCUGACCCAGGGAUCCUGAUGAGCGCCCAGACCAUCACCUCGGAAACGACCAGCACCACCACCACUACGCACAUCACAAAGACUGUGAAAGGAGGCAUCUCAGAAACGCGGAUCGAGAAGAGAAUCGUCAUCACGGGCGACUCAGACAUCGAUCACGACCAGGCGCUGGCUCAGGCCAUUAAGGAAGCCAAAGAGCAGCACCCUGACAUGUCAGUGACCAAAGUAGUGGUACACAAAGAGACAGAGAUCACGCCCGAGGCCGAGGAGGGGGAAGAGUGACGCAGGAUUGAGGCUCCACCAUUUCAGAGGAUGCUUGCAUUUCACUUCUCAGAGAAAAAUGGAUGUCCAGGAAGGAGUGACCUCCAAAGCAAAGCAAAAUACAUUAACGGAUAUUCCACUGCAUCUGAAAACUCUAGGACUGAUCACCCUCCCACGUUGCAUCUCCAAAUCAAUCCAGUCCACCACUGGAUAAUGCAUAUUGCAUGAGAAGGAAACAGUUCAGCAUUUUAAAAAAAAGAAAAUUUAAUUUAGGGGGGAAAAAAUUCAACACAGUUCUUAAUCCAACUGCACGCUCCGACAAUAGGCAGAAUAAUUCAAUGGGAAUUUUUUUAAAAUUAUUAUUCACUGCCUUAAGUAAUGAAUUUUAAAAUUGUAUAAUAAUUUAUGUAGCUUUCAUUUUAUUUAUGAGAGAGAAGCUAGCACUCCAAAAAGAAGGCUGUAGGCUUUACGCUGUACGUGUUCGAGUGCGCAGUAUUUAACCAUGCAGUAGACGUGCCAGCCACAUUGCCAAGCUCCUGUCUACUCUCUCCAUCAUUUUACCGAUUCGACUCGCAAUGCCUGCCAAACAAACAAAAAUAUUACCUAAAUAUGAAAACCGUGCUUCUUUGGCCAGACAAAAAUAUGAUUCUUAAAUUAAUUUUGUCAUUUUUAUUUGAAUUGUAAUUUUUUUCUGUUGUCGUUGAUUAAAUUCCACUAAAUUUUGUUCCACUUAAAUAUUCCACAUGACAAAGCAAAAGUUUGUAUGUGGAGUGCUCUGAACUGAAGGAUAAAGGAAUGAAGUGAAUGAAUGUAGGCGUCUGUCUGAGACCCAGCUAACAGCGAUCCCUGCGGUGGACCAGGCUGCUCAUCUCACCAGUGGAAGGACCAGAGCCCCCAUCCUGUCAGGCACGGCAGAGCCGGCUAUCAGCCUCCCCCAUGCCAAUCCCACCCUGAGCGUGUGUGUUAGUGUGAGUGCACGUGUGUGUGUGUGAGUGAGAGCGAAUGUGACUCAGAUGUGUAGAACACCGUCCUGCUCUGUCCCUUUGUGUCCCCUCUGUUUAGUGCCAUCCAUGUUCAAUGUGUUUCCACAUUAGUGAAAUAAAAAGUGGCAAACGCAAAAUGCA